Messenger RNA from Henningerozyma blattae CBS 6284, 2751 nucleotides. RefSeq names its product Aft2p (gene AFT2). The record is from RefSeq and is a predicted model, not a curated record. The coding region runs from base 1 to 2751 and encodes 916 amino acids. The transcript has a single exon. Gene Ontology annotation, molecular function: DNA-binding transcription factor activity, RNA polymerase II-specific. Lineage: Eukaryota; Fungi; Ascomycota; Saccharomycetes; Saccharomycetales; Saccharomycetaceae.
AUGAUUAAUUUCACUUGGAGUGAUCCAUCCAUAAUUACUGAUAAUAAUAAUCUAACAAAUAAUAUCGAUAGUAAAAAUCAAACCAAUACAAAGAGUAGAACUUUCUCAACAGAAAAUACUACAAGCAGUAAUAGCAAUAAUCAACUAGCUAAAGAUGGAUUUUUACCUUUGUCAUCACCAGAUAUAAACUCCAACAAUCAAAGCAAUACCCCAGAUUUUUCUACAUUCGAUAAUAAUAGCACUACUAAUAAUGACGAUAUAAACUCAGAUCUUGUGAACCAUAACGAUUUUUUCAUGUUACAAGACUCAACUACUAACCCUAAUAAUACAGAGCCUGAAUUGCUUCAAAACCUACUCAAUAAUACUGCUAUUACCUCCACAGCCAAUGAUCAGAAUAAAUUAAUUCAUUUAGAUCCUAUCCCGGAUUUUAAAGAUAAAUCAGAAAUAAAACCUUGGUUACAAAAAAUUUUCUAUCCACAGGGGAUUGAAUUGGUUAUUGAAAGAUCAGAUAAUAUUAAAGUAGUAUUUAAAUGCAAGGCCUCUAAGCGACGUAAAAAAAAUCAAUAUCACAUUCAUAUGCAUUCUAAUACAAAUGCAAAUGCAAAUAUACAAGAUACGGAGACUAAUUCUUCUCCAAAUUCACCAUCUUCAAAAUUACAAUCUUCACAAAACAUUUCAAUAUCAACACCAACUUCAAAUUCAAAUGCAAGUUGCUUAUUAGAAAAACCUAAAAGAAAGCGAUUGGUUUCAAAAUAUAAUACUUGUCCUUUUCGUGUAAGAGCCACUUAUUCCUUAAAACGUAAGAAAUGGAACGUUGUUGUUUUAAAUAAUAGUCAUUCGCAUGAAUUAAAAUUUAAUCCAACUUCUGAAGAUUAUAAAAAAUUUAAAGAUGGUUUGAGAAAACAAAAUGAUUGGGACUCAGUGAAAAAAUUUGAUGAACUAGAAUAUAGAUUUAAAUCGAAUUUACCAUUGGUACCUUCUAUUCCGUGUGAUUGUGGUUUAACAAAUGAAAUUGAAUGUUUUGAUAUUGUAUUACCGAAUACAGUUAAUUCUAAUAUACAAAGGCAAAAAUUAAUGUUAUCAAAAAACCAUCAUCCUCAUCAAAAUUCUUCCAUACCAUUAACAACUAAUAAUAAUUUAAAAAAAGAUUCCUCAAUUAUGAAAAAGAAAAAAUUCUCGUUGCAACAAAAUUUUAAUAAUAAAAAUGAUAUAAUGUCACGAAACGGUAAUAGUAUUAUAGACUUAACUUAUGCUGCUUGUAUAAAUAAUAAUUCUACUAGCACUUCUUUAUUGGUAGAUUCCAGCCAAUCAUCUCCGAAUAAUGAUUCUUCUCCAAUAACCAAUAAUUUUAAUUUAAUUCAUUCUUCUCAUAUUUCAAAUUCCAGGGCAACUAAUAAUAUAAAUACUAAUUCAAGAUUUAAUAAUGAUAAAAAUAUUAUUGAAAAUAGAAUUUCAACAAAUGCUAAUUUUUUAAAAGAAUUUGACAUUGAGGAUAAUCCUGAUUUCUACCCAACUCUAUUAAAUGAUUUUGAUAUCUUAUCGAAUACAAAUAAUAGUUCAAAUAAUAAUAACUCAACUACCAAUAGAUCAACCUUUAAUGAAGAAUUUUGUGAUUUAUUAGAUCCACAUUCAAAUACUAUAAUGAAUAUGUCAAAUGCAACUAAUUUAGAUGUUCCAAUGAAUAAAAACAUUCCAAUUUUUACUAAUACUCAAACAACGGAUCUAAACGAAAUUGAUUUUACAAGUAUGUUUAAUAAGUUCUCUUAUCAUAGUAAUAAAAAUUCAAGUUCGAAUAAAACAAAUUCACAAACAACUAAAUCAUAUUCUUCAAAAUCAAAUUCAAGUUCUAUUAAAAAUAAUUCUUCUAUUUAUGGACAUCAAAGCCAUAUUCGCCAUGUUAGUCAUAAUCAACAAACAAAUAUAAAUAAUACUAUGAAUAAUCCAUUAAUUAAAAAUAAUAAUGAUAUUAGUCAUUUCACAACAAGAGAUUUAUUAAAUCCAAAGGAAAUAUUUGAAACCACAAAUACUACUAAAUUUAAUGAUACUAAUGAUAUUUCUUCAAACCAAGCUAUAUCAUCACCUUCUACUCAUGGCCAAUUCUCCAAUUUCAAUUUAAUUAGAGAAUUGGAAAAAUCUUCGGUGUUAAAUAGUAGUACUACUUCAACACCAAAUGAUACUGGAGAUAAUCAACAUGUUAAUAAUACCAACUCAAACACUAUUGUAAAUAUCAGUGAUAAUAAUAAUAAUCAAAAUCAUGCUGCAAAAUCAAACAUUAAUGUUAAUGAUGGUUUUUCAAAUUCUAAUAUUUUUUUUAAAAAUAAAGAAGAUCAACAAUUAUCUGUUCCGACUGUGUCAACUUGUACUAUUAAUAUGGUACCAAUAUUAUUCCAAGAACCAUUACCAUCUCAUAACAUUGUUAAUGAUGAUGAAAAUUUCAUUUCUGAAAUGAUUAAAAAAGAACAACAAGAAGAGUAUGAACAUAUUCAUAAUAAUAAUAGGAACAAUAUAGGCCUAAGUACUACCAAUAUGAAUUAUUUGGAUUCAAGUGAUUUAUCUAAUUUUCCAAAUAAUUUCAACAAGAAUAUUAAUCCAAGGAAUUCAUUAAAUAAUCAAAGACUUAAUAAUCCUGGAACUCAAACAAUUGCAUCAAAUACUUCUCUAGCUACUGCAACGCUUGGAGAAAUGUUUAAUCUUGGUAAUAGUGGGAAUUCCCCUACUACUAAUGAUACAUUUAAAGAUAUCUUUAAUUAA